GCCACAAACAUUAACAGCGCAAUAGCCAUAUCCACUAUAUAUUCCACUUCCUUGAAUUGGUUUGUCCUUUUAUUUUAAACAUUCCCCUUUAUUCAUGACAUUCGUGUCAAAUGCAUUGGGUUCAUUGGGUUCUCUUAUUGAUUACUUGUCAAUUGCCACCAAAAAGCUUCACCAUUCACAGUCCCAAAACAGCCUCCCGCCCGCUCUCACCAUAUCCCAUAAGAGAUGGCGCAUUGCUCGUACAUUUAUCUAUUCAUCUCGAGUACUCGUGACUCUUGCAAUAGAUGUCAUUACCAGGAAACAGGACCAACUCGUCAUCACCAUCCUACCAUCCUCUCCCUCUUUCACCACCCUAGACAUCAAACAAACCACCCCAACCUUCUCUGCCAUCGACCAAACAAAGCUCACCCAAAUUGUCAAGAAUAAGAAUUUGGACCUUCUACGACACGAGUAUGGAGGAGCCCAAGAGGUUGCACUUGCACUUGAUACUCACACAGAAAAUGGAAUCCUUGGUGACGAUGAUGAUGUCCGCCACCGGCGUGAGGCUUUCGGUUCCAACACAUACCACAAACCACCUCCAAAAGGCUUCUUACAUUUUGUGUUGGAAGCUUUUAAGGAUACCACGAUCCUCAUCCUCUUGGUCUGCGCCACACUGUCUCUUGCUUUCGGCAUCAAAGAGCAUGGGCUGAAAGAAGGGUGGUAUGAUGGUGGGAGUAUAUUUGUGGCCGUCUUUCUAGUAAUUUCUGUUUCAGCUGGGAGUAACUUCAGGCAAUCCAGACAAUUCGAGAAGUUAUCAAGCAUCAGCAACAACAUCCAGGUUGAUGUUGUAAGAGGCGGGCGACGGCAACAAAUCUCCAUCUUCGACGUUGUAGUUGGAGACAUUGCAUGUCUGAAGAUUGGUGAUCAAAUUCCAGCUGAUGGGUUGUUCUUGGAUGGUCAUUCUUUACAAGUGGACGAGUCAAGCAUGACGGGAGAGAGUGACCAUGUUGAAGUUGAUAAAACCAGAAACCCAUUUCUGAUAUCUGGGGCCAAGGUGGCCGAUGGCUAUGGUCACAUGCUGGUUACCUCCGUUGGCAUGAACACAGGGUGGGGCGAGAUGAUGAACUCAAUAAAUCGUGAUUCUAGUGAGCGAACACCACUCCAAUCUCGGCUCGAUAAGCUGACUUCAUCUAUUGGGAAGGUUGGUUUGGCAGUUGCUUUCCUCGUCCUUGUGGUGUUACUCGUACGCUAUUUCACUGGAAAUACAGAAGAUGAGAAUGGAAAUAGGGAGUUCAACGGUUCCAAGGCGAAGAUCAAUGAUGUGCUAAACUCAGUGGUGCGCAUUGUUGCUGACGCUGUUACAAUUGUAGUGGUGGCUAUUCCAGAAGGUCUGCCACUGGCUGUCACACUUACUCUUGCCUAUUCCAUGAAAAGAAUGAUGGUUGAUCAAGCCCUGGUUCGGAAACUCUCAGCUUGCGAGACAAUGGGCUCAGCUACUACUAUCUGUACCGAUAAAACAGGUACACUCACAAUGAAUCACAUGAAGGUUACUGAAUUUUGGCUCGGUCAGCAAACAAUAAGUGACGUUGCCUCUUCUGCAAUUGCACCAACUGUUCUUCAAUUAUUUCAUCAAGGAGUAGGUCUGAAUACAACUGGUAGUGUAUUUAGACCAACUUCAGGGGAAACCCCAGAGUUCUCUGGCAGCCCAACGGAGAAAGCUGUUCUCUCAUGGGCUGUAUUGGAACUAGACAUGGAUAUGGAAGAAUUGAAGAAAAACUAUACAAUUAUGCAUGUUGAAGCUUUCAAUUCAGAGAAGAAACGAAGCGGUAUAUCAAUGAAAAAGAAGGGGGAGAAGACAAUCAACGUGCAUUGGAAAGGAGCUGCUGAGAUCAUAUUAGCAAUGUGCUCAAGUUACUACGAGAGUUCAGGAAGCAUGAAAACCAUGCAUGAAGAGGAUAGGAUGAAAUUCAAGCAAAUAAUUCAAUCUAUGGCAGGGAAGAGUCUUCGAUGCAUUGCUUUCGCCCAUAGGCAAAUUCCAAAUGAAGAAUCCAGAGAUAACACAGAUAAGAGAGCUCAUCAAAGCCUUGAAGAAACCAACCUAACCUUACUAGGACUAGUGGGCAUAAAAGAUCCAUGUCGACCAGGGGUCCAAGAAGCGAUCAAGGCUUGCAGAAAGGCCGGAGUGAACAUCAAGAUGAUCACCGGAGACAAUGUGUUUACUGCAAGGGCGAUAGCCAUUGAAUGUGGGAUACUCGAGCCCAAUCUAGAUAUGAACAAUGGGGAAAUUGUGGAAGGUGUGGAAUUUCGAAACUACACACAGGAGGAGAGAAUAGAGAAGGUUGAAAGGAUUCGUGUUAUGGCAAGGUCUUCUCCCUUGGACAAACUGCUGAUGGUUCAAUGCUUGAAGCAAAAGGGCCAUGUGGUUGCAGUCACUGGGGAUGGAACCAAUGAUGCACCUGCUUUAAAAGAGGCUGAUAUUGGAUUAUCCAUGGGUAUUCAGGGCACAGAAGUUGCCAAAGAAAGCUCAGAUAUCGUGAUCUUGGACGAUAACUUUGCUUCCAUUGCCACUGUUCUAAAAUGGGGUAGAUGUGUUUAUAACAACAUCCAAAAAUUCAUCCAAUUUCAGCUCACAGUCAAUGUUGCAGCCCUGGUGAUAAACUUCGUAGCAGCAAUUUCUGCCGGAAAGGUCCCACUAACAGCAGUCCAAUUGCUAUGGGUGAACCUGAUCAUGGACACAUUAGGAGCUUUGGCUUUGGCCACUGAGCGACCCACUGAAGAACUCAUGGAGAAGCCACCUGUAGGACGAACCAAGCCACUUAUAACCAAGGUCAUGUGGAGGAACCUCAUGGCUCAAGCUCUAUAUCAGAUAGUCAUGCUCUUGACUCUACAGUUCAAGGGUGAGUCAAUCUUCGGGGUGAAUGAAAAGGUCAAGGACACCUUGAUCUUCAAUGUAUUUGUGCUAUGCCAAGUCUUCAAUGAGUUCAAUGCAAGGAAAUUGGAGAAGAAGAAUGUAUUCAAGGGAAUACAUAAAAACAAGCUUUUUCUAGGGAUCGUGGCCAUAACCAUCAUUCUUCAAGUGAUAAUGGUGGAGUUUCUUAAGAAGUUUGCAGAUACAGAGAGGUUAAAUUGGAGGCAAUGGUGUGCCUGUUUUGGAAUAGCAGCCAUGUCCUGGCCAAUUGCUUGGGUUGUCAAAUGCAUACCAGUUUCAGAUAACCCAUUUCUCAGAUCUCAAGUGGUGGGUCGUCUUUGAAGUAAAAUGCAAUGAAAUGACUUCAGGUAUUUGUUCUUCAUGUUUAUAUGUAUUAAAUAGUAUUAUAUAUUGCAUUCCUUCCUUCUGUAGACAAUAAAAUAUAUUGUUCAUGUUCUUGUACACAUUGAUGAUUCCUUAAUGCCACGAUGUUUCUUAUAAGUUAUAAACCUCAAUAAAAUAUUCUUUUUUUUUUC
Nelumbo nucifera (sacred lotus) is the source of this 3423-nucleotide messenger RNA. The record is from RefSeq and is a predicted model, not a curated record. NCBI's taxonomy places the organism in Eukaryota, Viridiplantae, Streptophyta, Magnoliopsida, Proteales, Nelumbonaceae.